Molecule: messenger RNA, 1507 nt
Organism: Triticum dicoccoides
Lineage: Eukaryota; Viridiplantae; Streptophyta; Magnoliopsida; Poales; Poaceae
Product: putative tRNA (cytidine(32)/guanosine(34)-2'-O)-methyltransferase
Exons: 11
Coding region: 162-1127 (321 amino acids)
Biological process (GO): cytoplasmic translation; tRNA methylation
Cellular component (GO): cytoplasm
Molecular function (GO): tRNA methyltransferase activity
Source: RefSeq, a predicted model, not a curated record
UCGGCACCCAGCAGACAGACUACCCGCGCCGCGCCGCGCCGCGCCGCCGGUCGCUCCUCCUUCCCCGCCGUCAUCUCCAAUCGGACCUCCGCGCACACCACCGUCGGCCUCCGCCGCACCGCGCCGCUCCUUUCCUGCGCCGCGCUGGGCUCCUCGUCGCCAUGGGCAAGGCCUCCAAAGACAAGCGGGACAUCUACUACCGGAAGGCCAAGGAGGAGGGAUGGAGGGCUCGCAGCGCCUUCAAGCUCAUGCAGAUCGACCAGGAGUUCAACAUCUUCCACGGAGUGAAGCGUGCCGUUGACCUGUGCGCUGCUCCUGGGAGCUGGAGCCAGGUUUUGAGCCGCAAUUUGUAUCUACCGGCAAAGCUAUCGUCUGACGGCAAAGAUGGUGGCCUUCCUCUCAUCGUCGCAAUCGAUCUGCAACCGAUGGCUCCGAUAGAAGGUGUCAUACAAGUGCAGGGCGACAUCACCAAUGCUCGAACAGCGGAAGUGGUUAUCAGGCAUUUUGAUGGAUGCAAAGCGGACUUGGUUGUCUGUGAUGGUGCCCCUGAUGUUACUGGACUUCAUGAUAUGGACGAGUUUGUUCAGUCCCAGCUUAUAUUGGCGGCACUGACAAUUGUGACUCAUGUACUCAAAGUUGGUGGAAAAUUUGUUGCGAAGAUUUUCCGGGGUAAAGAUACAAGUCUCCUGUAUUGCCAGUUAAAGCUGUUCUUCUCACAAGUUACAUUUGCAAAGCCAAAAAGCAGCCGCAACUCAAGUAUCGAGGCAUUUGCAGUUUGCGAGAACUACUCACCUCCAGAGGGCUUCAAAGAGAAAGAUUUAUAUCACCUGCUGGAGAAAGUGGGAACUCCUUCUGGGGCUGAUGAUCUAGAUUGCAGAAGCGGAUGGUUGGAGGGACCAAACAAGGUCUACAUCCCGUUUCUGGCUUGCGGUGACCUCAGCGGUUACGAUUCAGACCGCUCAUACCCCCUUCCAAGCACAGAAGGCGGCACCUACCAGAGCCUAGAUCCAGUCCAGCCUCCCAUCGCCCCGCCAUACAAAACUGCAUUGGAGAUGAAGAAGGCGUCUAGCCACGGCGCUGGCACAGAUACCAGCAAAUUAUCUCUUGACCCCCAAACAACAUUAUAGCUUCAGCUUAUGCUCAUCUACCCAAUCGCCACAUGGAAACAUAUGAAUCGUCCUGCAGUGACGUUCAGCACAUGUUGCAGAGUAGAUGCUGAAGUUGAAGCUGAAUUUUGGUUAUUCAUCCAAUCUUGAAGGCAAUAGCAUGUGGAAGAGAUGGUAUAAACCGAGGGGUAUGCAUGCCAUGGGCUAAGCAAACUCUGUAAUGAACUAUAAGCCUGGAUCACCAUUGUAGUACUUUGCCUUGUGGUCAUUUCUGGUAUUUUCCAUAUUGUACUGCGUGUAAGCGCAAAGAAUCGUGGCAAACGGUGCUUUAUGAGAAAUUCAAAAAUGAAGUCUUGAAUCAUACACAGUUGAUUAUUAAGCAAUGUGAAGGAGAGUGGUAA